AUGUCGGCGGACGACCAGCAGUUCCUGGACGUUCUGUCCUCGCUGCCCAACCACAUCCGCAAGUACUCGGACGAGUUCGCGAACCUGAUCAACCCGCACGUCGAGAAGGCCGCCGAGGUCGUCAGAGAGACUCUGUCCACCACAGAAUGGAUUCCCGACUCCGUGCGUCCGAGCCCACCCGCCCGCCACAUCCCCAUCGAGGUGAUAGCCGUCAGCCGGUACGAGAGGAUCUCGGAUUGGGUGUCGAGGAACAAGAUCCUGACGGGCGCCAUGGUGGCCGUCGUCGGAGUGGUGGCAUACCGACAGUACAAGAGCAGCAGGUUCUGCCGUAAGACGCGGCGUGCGAAGCGGGCGAGGAACGGAGGUAGACUCGAAGUCGUCGUCAUCGCUGGCUCGCCCGCCCUGCCCCUCACGAGAUCUCUUGCCCUCGAUUUCGAGAGGAGGGGUUUCAUUGUCUACAUCGUCUGCAGCGCCGAGGAGGACGAGCGUAUGGUUCUCAGCCUGAAGAGACCGGAUAUCCUGCCUAUGGGUAUCGACACCACGGAUCCUCCUAGAGCGGGUGCGGCCAUCGACAGCUUCGCCCAAUACCUCCAGUCUCCCCACGCUCCCGCACCAAAGACCAAGCCGAACUUCUUGCAGCUGAAGUCCGUCAUCCUCAUCCCCUCGCUAAACUACCAAACCUCCCCCAUCGCCACGAUCCCGCCGUCCAGCUUCGCGGACCUCUUCAACACCCACCUCCUGCACCCGAUCCUCACAAUCCAGGCUUUCCUGCCCCUCCUGACGACCCGCCUCAGCCCGCCAGGCGAGAAGUGGACCCCUCCCAAGGUCCUUGUCUUCACCCCAUCCAUCAUCUCCUCCAUCAACCCACCCUUCCACGCCCCGGAGGCCACCGUCUCCUCCGCCCUGUCCGCCUUCACCGAGGUCCUCACCGCGGAGCUGCGGCCGUUGGGCAUCCCCGUGACCCACGUCCAGUUGGGCACCUUCGACUUCUCCGGCUUCCAGCCCUCCAAGCAGAUGCACCCUUCGCAGCGUGGCCUGCUGGAGGGCGGCGCCCCGGGUCCCGACGCCGACGCCACCGAGACCCUCAUGUGGCCCGAGAACGCCCGCCACGCCUACGGCCGCAACUUCGUGGUCCAGAGCACCUCCGCCAUCUCGGCCGGCCGCAUCCGCGGGCUCAAGGGCAGCAACCUGCGUCACCUGCACAACGCCGUCUUCGACGUCAUCGACGGCUCCAUCACCAGCGGCACCGUCCGCGUCGGCCUCGGCGCCGGCGUCUACGGUUUCGUCGGCAAGUGGGUGCCCCGCGGCCUCGUCUCGUGGAUGAUGGGCAUCCGCCGCGUCGACGAGCUGUCGGCGUGGCAGACCAGCUCCUACGACGGCUCGCUGGACGGCAGCAGCGAGAGCGGCGAGGGCACCGACUUCGUCGCGGUCCCCGACGAGGGGGCCAGCAACGUGUGGAGCAAGUCCUAG
Messenger RNA from Colletotrichum karsti, 1470 nucleotides. RefSeq lists its product as uncharacterized. The transcript is spliced from 3 exons. NCBI's taxonomy places the organism in Eukaryota, Fungi, Ascomycota, Sordariomycetes, Glomerellales, Glomerellaceae. The coding region runs from base 1 to 1470 and encodes 489 amino acids. The record is from RefSeq and is a predicted model, not a curated record.